Carcharodon carcharias (great white shark) is the source of this 3942-nucleotide messenger RNA. Its product is annotated as cullin-4A-like. Gene Ontology annotation, molecular function: ubiquitin protein ligase binding. Gene Ontology annotation, cellular component: Cul4A-RING E3 ubiquitin ligase complex. Gene Ontology annotation, biological process: protein ubiquitination; ubiquitin-dependent protein catabolic process; DNA damage response. The coding region runs from base 169 to 2688 and encodes 839 amino acids. Lineage: Eukaryota; Metazoa; Chordata; Chondrichthyes; Lamniformes; Lamnidae. The transcript is spliced from 20 exons. The record is from RefSeq and is a predicted model, not a curated record.
GCUCCUGCUGGGCCCUCUCCUCCUGCUGCUCUCCCCGCGCUCGGCGGUUCCCGGCCCCCAGGACAGAGCGGAGGCUGCCUGCGGCCUAGGCCGGGUGGCGGUUCUCUCCCCCUCCCACACACACACACCUCACCACCUUCCCCCUUCCCCUCUCCCCUGCCCCGGCUGAUGCUGCGGCCGGCGGCUCCCUGUGAAGGUUCCCCCGAGGAGGAGCGGCUGGCCGUCGCCGCCGAUGUCAGUGACCGCGGACACCCGAAGAAGCGAGUGCGGGUAGCCGAGCCGGCCGAGGCGGGCAGCCGCUCCUCGUCCCCGGGGAAAGCGGCCUCCCCGCAGGCCGGCCAGGGUAAGAGGCGGGUGCGGGGGUCGGACACGGCGGCACAGGGAGAGGCCGAGGCUGAGGCCCAGGCCCAGUCCGGGAUGGCGGACCAGGGCCAGCGGAUUUUGCGGAAAGCCAACUUCUCGGCGCUGCUCGGACACACUAACGGCCUGAGCAGGGCGGCGACUCCCGGAGGAAAACCGGCCACUUCCAGGAAACUGCUCAUCAAGAACUUCAGAGAUAAACCAAAAUUGCCUGACAACUACACUCAGGAUACGUGGCAGAAACUCCAUGAAGCAGUGGGUGCCAUUCAGAAUAGCACAUCAAUAAAGUACAAUUUGGAAGAACUUUAUCAGGCUGUUGAGAAUCUGUGUUCCUAUAAAGUGUCAGCAACUUUAUACAAACAGCUGAGACAGGUAUGUGAAGACCAUGUCAAGGCACAGAUAUUGCAGUUCCGAGAGGAUUCACUGGAUAGCAGUCUGUUUCUGAAGAAGAUUAACAAAUGUUGGCAGGAUCACUGUCGGCAAAUGAUAAUGAUCAGGAGCAUUUUCUUGUUUCUUGACCGAACCUAUGUUCUGCAGAGUUCAAUGCUGCCAUCGAUCUGGGAUAUAGGUUUAGAGCUUUUCCGAACCCAUGUCAUCAACGACAGAAUUGUACAAAGCAAAACCAUUGAUGGGAUACUUUUGUUCAUUGAAAAAGAGAGAAACGGAGAGGCUGUGGACAGAAGCUUGAUCCGAAGUUUGCUGAGUAUGCUGUCUGACCUGCAGGUCUACCAGGAAUCAUUUGAACACAGGUUUUUGGAGGAGACCAAUUGUUUAUAUGCAGCAGAAGGACAAAGAUUAAUGCAAGAGAGGGAGGUGUCGGAAUAUCUUCACCAUGUAAACAAACGUCUGGAAGAAGAAGCAGACCGAGUAAUUACUUACUUGGAUCAAAGCACACAAAAAUGGUUGAUUUCCAGUGUUGAGAAGCAACUUCUUGGUGAACAUCUGACAGCUAUUCUCCAGAAAGGCCUCAAUCACCUACUUGAUGAAAACAGAAUAGCGGACCUCACUCUUCUCUACCAACUAUUCAGCAGGGUUAAAGGUGGUCUGCAGGUUCUUUUGCAGCAUUGGAAUGAAUAUAUCAAGAUGUUUGGUACUACAAUCGUGGUUAAUCCUGAGAAGGACAAGACGAUGGUUGAGGAGCUGCUAGACUUCAAAGAUAAAGUAGAUCAUGUCAUUGAAGUGUGCUUUGUAAAAAAUGAGAAGUUCAUCAAUACAAUGAAGGAAGCCUUUGAGACGUUUAUCAACAAGAGACCGAACAAGCCUGCUGAGUUGAUAGCCAAGUAUGUCGAUUCGAAAUUGCGAGCUGGUAACAAAGAAGCAACAGAUGAGGAACUGGAAAGGAUGCUGGAUAAAAUCAUGAUCAUAUUUAGAUUUAUUCAUGGGAAGGAUGUAUUUGAGGCCUUCUAUAAGAAAGAUUUGGCAAAACGUCUUCUGGUGGGGAAAAGUGCUUCUGUUGAUGCCGAGAAGUCAAUGCUGUCCAAACUAAAACACGAAUGUGGUGCUGCCUUCACCAGCAAGUUAGAGGGAAUGUUUAAAGACAUGGAACUCUCAAAGGACAUUAUGGUCCAAUUUAAGCAGUAUAUCCAAAAUCAGAAUGAUCCAAGCAAGAUAGAUCUUACAGUCAACAUUCUGACAAUGGGAUACUGGCCAACAUACGUACCCAUGGAAAUACAUUUACCUCCUGAGAUGAUAAAAUUGCAAGAGGUAUUUAAGACAUUUUACCUCGGAAAACACAGUGGCAGAAAACUACAGUGGCAGCCUACAUUAGGACAUUCUGUGUUGAAAGCAGAAUUCAAAGAGGGUAAAAAGGAGCUGCAGGUUUCACUCUUCCAGACCUUGGUACUGUUGAUGUUCAACGAGGGCAAUGAAUUCAGUAUGGAGGAAAUCAAGACUGCAACUGGCAUAGAGGAUGGUGAGUUAAGAAGGACACUGCAGUCUUUAGCCUGUGGGAAAGCUCGUGUGUUGAACAAAGUUCCAAAAGGAAAAGAUGUGGAAGAUGGUGACAAGAUAAUCUUUAAUGAUGACUUCAAGCACAAACUUUUCAGAAUAAAGAUUAACCAAAUCCAGAUGAAAGAAACUGUUGAGGAGCAAACAAGCACUACCGAGCGGGUAUUCCAGGACAGACAAUACCAAAUAGAUGCUGCUAUCGUUCGAAUCAUGAAAAUGAGAAAGACACUCAGCCAUAACCUCCUUGUUUCAGAACUCUAUAACCAGUUAAAAUUUCCAGUGAAGCCAGGAGACCUGAAGAAAAGAAUUGAGUCUCUAAUAGACCGGGACUAUAUGGAGAGAGACAAAGACAAUGCCAACCAAUACCACUAUGUGGCAUAAAAGUACCGACCAGGACUGUGUCAAUGCUGGAUCUCAACUCCCCAAUGCCAGUAAAAUGUCAAGAGCACUGAUUCUGUCUGCACUCUUCAGAUUCUCUUUGAUUGUUACACACGCAAUCUGGCCCUCGCCACAUCGCCGAAACAAAGGAGGAGAUUCUUUUGGGAGUUUCACUGUUGGAAAUCCCUUCCAGGAUAGAUGGCUUUGGGCCUUCCUUUCACAGCUUUCAGGAUAAGUCUUUGCUUUCCUGAGAAUCGCUUCCCUAAAGAGUGUGGAAAGAGUGCAUAUAUAAACACACUUGAAGCAGCAGUCCAUCUAUUUCCCUCACAAGUGGCUGACGACUGAUUGUUUCCUUGUCUGCAUUCAUCUGGUUUCACUUGAGGCUCAAGCUGUCAACUCAUAUACUUUGCUUUUAGUUCUGAUUUAUUAUAAAAAUCUGUCUACUUAUUAUUCCCCUCAAUAUAUAACUAAUUGCCACACCUGGGGAUCUUCAAGAGAGUCUUAUUAAUAUAGAAAAUGUGAGAUGGCCCAAGUGCAAAAUGCUGCACACUGGCUUUUGUAACUGUACUACAUCAGUGAAGUGAAAAAUUAUCCUUUUUAAAUGUAUCGAAUUGCCAGUCAUUAUAUAACAACUAAUGAAAUAACUAACUGAGCAAUAUUGGGAGCCAUUAUACUUCUGUUUACCCAACACACAUUGCAGGGUAAUAGGUUGAAUUUUGUGCGUCAAUCUUUUAUGUAAAUUGAAAGAUGCUUCUUCAAAAUAGAGACAACUUACUUGAAGUGCCAAAGACUAGAAUUCCAUGCAAAACACUUUCUAUAAAAUAGUAUUAGUUGCUUUUACAGUAAUAAAACCCUGUACUCUAAAGUCAAUCCUGCUCAUAAUAUUUGCUUUAGGCAGGUUAACUAAAUCUCUACCUACCACCAUCAAUCCACGGGUCACUUGACAUUACAGUUUUUUUUCCCCUUUUUAGAUGAAGCAUUGGAUUUACAGUGAUUUCACAGGAUAUCUUGAAACUUUGUCUUUGCAGGAAUGUAAAUAUAAGAACAAUGCUUUGUACAAUAUAUAUGUUCUCCUAUGUAUCCUUUCACACUGUAAAUCAUUCAAAUUACUAACUUGGAUGGUGGAGAUGGUCAGCUGAAACUUGGAGUUUUGUGAUAACUUGUUACAUAUUGUAAAUAUGUUACCUCAGUUCAAAAAGUGCUAAAAUUAUUAGGGUCUUGUCUUGCGAUAACUGAAUAUAAAAUGAUUUUCUGCCA